AUGCUUAGAAAUAGCAUCGUAAGAUUGUAUGAAUGCUUUACUUUCAUUGAAACAGUUGACCUGGAAAGAUUUGAAAUAUUUCUGAUACGGAAAAUACUAACAAAUUUAGUGAAAUACUUAGCUGCUUAUUUAUUGUUGGUUAACGCAGGUAACACCUCUCCAUCUGCCGCAGAUGUUAAAUCCGUCUUGGAAUCUGUUUCUAUCGAAGUUGAAGAAGACAAAAUCUCCAAGUUGUUGGAAGAAGUUGAAGGUAAGAACGUUGAAGAAUUGAUUGCUGAAGGUAACGCUAAGUUAUCCUCAGUUCCAUCUGGUGGUGCCGCUGCAUCUUCUGGUGGUGCAGCAGCAGCAUCUGGCGACGCUCCAGCUGAAGAAGCCAAGGAGGAAGAAGCUGCCGAGGAAUCUGAUGAUGACAUGGGUUUCGGUUUAUUCGAUUAA
This is a messenger RNA of Priceomyces carsonii, 435 nucleotides long. It is a transcript of the gene RPP2A, whose product is annotated as ribosomal P2 domain-containing protein. The record is from RefSeq and is a predicted model, not a curated record. Gene Ontology annotation, cellular component: cytosolic large ribosomal subunit; ribosome. Gene Ontology annotation, molecular function: structural constituent of ribosome. NCBI's taxonomy places the organism in Eukaryota, Fungi, Ascomycota, Pichiomycetes, Serinales, Debaryomycetaceae. Gene Ontology annotation, biological process: cytoplasmic translational elongation. The transcript has a single exon. The coding region runs from base 1 to 435 and encodes 144 amino acids.